CGCUGCGUUGCUUGUGCGUAAAAACGUGCAAUCCCAAGCGAAAUCGUGAAUAAAUGCCAAAUAACCUGAACUGAUUAGUCGGUCUAAUGUGUAGUAAAGUGGGCGUUGCCUGACCAUGUGGCUUCGCUGCUGUCAUCCGAGUGAUUUUUGAAAAGCAGAGGGAGAAAAGUGCGAAGCCAAUCAUGCAGCGCACAGAGCCGACGCGCCAGUGAGAUCACGGACACCGGAGCAGCCAGGUCCCGAUCCCCGGUGAAGUUCACUCUAUGAAGAUGGAGGCUGCAGAGGCUCAGCAGGCCGAGACUGCUGUGACCCAAAGUGAAGCACAACAGAUCACCCCAGCCCAGAUCGCCACUCUGGCACAGGUGACACUGUCCCAGGGCCAUGUCUCCUCGGCAGGACCCACGGUGACUCUGGUGCAGCUCCCAAACGGACAAACAGUCCAGGUGCACGGAGUGAUCCAGACCGCCCAGCCCUCGGUCAUCCAGAGCCCACAGGUGCAGGCUGUACAGAUCUCGACGAUAGCGGAGAGUGAGGAUUCACAGGAGUCAGUGGACAGUGUGACUGACUCACAGAAACGCAGAGAGAUCCUGUCGAGACGCCCCUCCUACAGAAAGAUCCUGAAUGAUCUUUCAUCUGAUGCUCCCGCUGUGCCCCGUAUCGAGGAGGAGAAGGCUGAGGAAGACUCUGCUUCUGCUGCAGCCGCCACGCCCGCUAUCACCACGGUUACGGUGCCCACGCCCAUCUACCAGACCAGCAGCGGACAGUACAUUGCCAUCACUCAGGGCGGAGCUAUCCAGUUGGCUAACAAUGGCACCGAUGGAGUUCAAGGCAUCCAGACUCUGACCACAGCUCAGCCUGGAGCUACCAUCCUGCAGUACGCCCAGACCAGCGACGGGCAGCAGAUCCUGGUGCCCAGCAACCAGGUCGUAGUGCAAGCGGCUUCAGGUGAUGUGCAGGCCUAUCAGAUCAGAGCCGCUCCAGCCAGCACCAUCGCUCCCAGUGUGGUCAUGGCCUCGUCUCCUGCGCUGCCCACAGGGGGCGCCACUGAGGAGGUCACCCGCAAACGAGAGGUUCGCCUCAUGAAGAACAGAGAGGCGGCCCGUGAAUGUCGCAGGAAGAAGAAGGAGUACGUAAAGUGUCUGGAAAACCGCGUGGCCGUGCUGGAAAACCAAAACAAAACGCUCAUCGAAGAACUCAAGGCUCUCAAAGACCUGUACUGCCACAAGUCUGAGUAGAUCCAUCUCCAGAGAGGGACAAGUAGCAUCGCACGACACACAUUUAGGUACCACUUUAUAAUAACUACGUCUGCAUUAGCCUUAAUAAAGUACGAACACAGACUUCAACUAUUAUAGACAAGAAUGAUUCAGACUCAGAAUUGGAGUUAGGGUAAUAAUUACGUAGUUACUAAACCAGAAUCAGUCUUGAAGGUGCAUUGUGUAACGUUUCUGGUGGAGGAUCCAUGGAGAUGUUUUUUGCUUUGUCUGGAAUGUUUCACAGUAUAGUUUUAAACCAUUCUCUAUUCAUGGAAACCUUACCAGAUCAAGUUACAGGUCAGAUCUGUGGAGAGGCAACCCUGCUCACAUUCAGAAUGCCUGUUUUUCUUGGUAUUUUUAGCUGUAAAACCAGAAAUUCCAGGCAGAGCAAUGACAUAUCCAUAGAAAUGCACCUUGCACCUUUAAUAAACAUUAUAAUAUUUCUUUGUCAUUAUAGACAUGAGUAAAUGUAGUUAUUAUUAAGUGUUGCCAACAUUUUACACAGGUCCCGUUUCUCUUUUAUAGGCUGUGAAUAUUUUUAAAGUCUUAAUUCAUCUAAUUUUAGCACUUGAGCAAAGAAAUGGCAAUAUGUAUUGUUAUUAAAACUAGAAUUCUUGACGUAUACUGUGUACAAUAUAGUGACGUUAUUAUGUCACUACUAACACAGUGUUUACAAAUGUAUUAAUACAGUAAAUGUUUGCAGUGGUCCAAAGUUAUUCCUCAUUUACCUAGCGCCAUCCCAGCAUCCUAAUAAUUCACUGCAAUGGGUUUAUGAGAGCUUUUCAGAACUUCCAGUGGCUUCCUGGUUCGCGGGCAAUAACAAAACACUGCAGAGAAUACACAGCGGUCUCAUUUUGACCCUAAGAGCUGCUUAUACAUUAUAUCUGUACUUAAAAAUAGAAAUCAGGUACUUGCUUUUAAAUAUUACAUAAACUUCACCCAUCAAACUUCACAGCCUACUUCAAGAGAAAAGUGUUGGUUAUUUCUGUACAAAGUUGGUUUUUAACUCAAAGCACACUUAUUUACCCUGGAUUUACUACAAACACGUGAACAGGAAUAUUAAGAUUUAGUAAUAUUUAAAAAUAGCUGAAAAUGGCACUACAAUAAUGAAAACAGGGUAUACUUAUUUGAAUUCAAGUGGUGCUCCAGUGGGUUGGAAAUCACAGGGUAUCCCACAGUGCUUUGCUACUGAUACUUUGCAGUGCUGCCUAGCUGUGGGUGUUCAACAUGUAUGUCUAUGGCGGAAUGGUCAGCAGUUACCAUGGUGACACAGUGCGCACAUUAAGCAAGCAGCUGACAAAAAGACAGUUGUUUAUGGUCAGACUGUGUUAAAACAAACCUCAGAUUAAAGUCUAACAGAGCUGCAGACAGAGCAGUGCCUCUAGUUAGCAUCAUACAGAAUAAAUAACAAGCAAUUAUAAAAUGUACAUGUUUGGUGUGAAUCCAGGGUAGCCAUUUUCUGACUGCUCAAAUAUGGUGGCAGCUGCAAUACGAUUUCUACAGAAUGAAAUAAUACUAAAUAUUAAUACUAAAAAGAAGAGAUUUUGACAAAGAAAUUAAUGACAAAUUCAAUAUUGUCUAUCUUGAAAAAUAAAUAUUACUAAUAGAGUAGUAUUCUAUGAAAGUACCAAUAGACUAUGGAGUGAUUCUGGUGUUAUGAAAAUACAGUGUCCUCUGCUUAUAUUGCAUUUGUAGAUAAGAAACCUAAUUAAGUUUUGCACAUCUCCAGCAGGGUUACAUGGACUAAACUAGAACUAAAACUCAAAAGAGGCCUAAAGUAGAGCUAAAGCGGGACAUCGCAAGGACUAAACAAGGACUAUACCAUGUAAAGUUGUAAUAAACCAGAGCUAAACCAGGACUAAACAAGGACUAAACUAGGAUUAAAGCAUGUAAAUGAGUAAUAAACCAGAACUGAACCAGAACUAGACCAGGAUUAAAGCAGAUGCUGUGCACUAUGUAGCUUUUCUGGUGGAGGGUCUGCAGUCCACGUCUGCUUAUCUGAAGAUGUUAUUACUUUGCCUGGAAUGUUUGACAGUAUAGAGUUACACUUGCUUAUCUCACAUUUAAUUGAUUACAAAUAUUUUGAUUGCAUUGCAAAACUUCAAUUUUUAUGAGUGGGCUUGCAUAUCCACAGAUUUAACUUGUAACAUGCUGAUAGGUGUCUGAUACCAUACAGUGGAACAUUCUCGGCAAAGCAGUAACCUCUCCAUGAAGCAGGUGACGAACCCUCCACAAGAAAUUUUACAUCAUGCAGCUUUAAAGUGCCUAUGAUAGGUUGGACUACUCAUUUUACUUAAACACAUCUUUAUAUUUAAGAUUUUACUAAAAAUUCUAUACAUUUUUCCCCGGUUUGGCAAUUUUUUCAUGUAUCAAAUUUGAUUUCCGCUAGAAAUUGUGACAUCACACUAAGCAUAAGUGUUACAGCCACAUUACACACUUUGCCAAAACUCCUUAAAUGUACACAGAAAUGAAUAUUUGACAAAUAAUAGAACAAAACAAUAAAACAAAAGCUUUAUUUUGUUGAAAGUAUGUUUAAAGUGACAGAACAUGUUCCUACCAUGAUGUCACCAGUCUGGGAAUCUGAAAAUAGAACUGAAAUAGAACUUUACUUCCUGUAAUUUUCAACAUAUUUUUCCACUUUCCUUCACAAAUCGCUCCUGAAUCAGUGUAAAACUAUAUUUUUUUAUUUACAACAUGUAUUAUCCCACCAAAUUAAGUCAAAAUUAGCGAAUGAUCAAAACCUGUCAUAUUCACUUUAAGGUUAUAAAAUUAUUAGAACAAUAUGGACAAUUUUAACUCCUGAUGUUCACCAAGGCUGCCAAUAUAAGCAGAGGACAGAAUUGUAACAUAUAUGUAUUUUGGGCUGUUUUUAUUCACACAGAGGGGUUCCUAUUAAAUAUAUAUUAUACAAUUGUCUUGUUAAAGUGCUGGACUCCAUCUGAACAAUGUAAUCCUUUUUAUAUUCCCUGUACAUAGCCUUUUGCAUGUGUAGAUUAUUCGUUUCAUUUGAUAAAAAAUGUUCUCGUUUGAAAUAUUUGUAACAUAGAUGUAACAUAGGCAGAAUUGUAGGUCUCUAUGUGGAAUUCACUUUACCACUCCAUCAUGGCAGCUAUGUCUAUGGGAAAGGCCUUUGUACGUUCUAUUGUUUUUAUAAGUCAGAAAGCAGCUAGAGUCCACGUUACAAUUUUUAUUUCAUGUAUUUAAUUCUUGCAUGAAGUUAAAAAAAAAAAAAAAUAUUUCAGCAGAAUUUACAACAUUAAAAACUGCAAAAAAACAGGAAUACAUAAAUACAAUAUUGUACAUGAUAAUACAAUACCAUUUUUAUACAUCAUUUCAAAACAAAAUAAAAAUACCACUGUUAAAUUUUGUGUAUUGAAGCUCCUACCCAGAAAAAAUCUUUAGUUUUUUGUUACUAAGUUAAGUUGCACUGCAUUUGUUACACUCAAACUUUAAUCUAUUAUUAUGUUUUCAAAUAGAAAAUUUCAAGUUAAAAUAAUUAGUUGGAAAAAUCUGGCUUAAUCAAACAAAAAGAUAAAAUAGUAAUUGGGAUACAAAUGAAAGACAAAAAAAUGUAAAACUAAAGCUGUUAACUAAACAUAAUAAAUUAGAUGGAAAAUAUCUUUUAGCUAACUGUACUCUCUGGGCAAAUGGUGAUUUUAGCCGCUAAGCUAAUGGCUAAUUUAAGUCCAUUUCGAACCUAAAUCAAAAUGCAAACUAGUUAUUCUCUUGUGAUUAGAUGAAAGGUGAUACUGAUGGUUUCUAAAUGCCUGUAACAUUGACAAUUGUUUACAACAUUUACAAAUGACAAAUGUUUGUACAAAUAUGCAUUACAAACUCAUAAAGUUGUUGCCAAGUACUUGUAUUGGUAUUAACAAAAUAGCAAUUUAAGACUGAAUACUGUUAUCAUAUCAUCUCAUAUUAAUUCCAUGUAGGUAUGGGUAUUGACAAAAAGUAUUAUUAUAAUAUAUAUUUUUUAUAAUUUUACUUUUUUUUUUUUUCAGAAAAGCCUAGUCAGAUCCUGUUAUGCAGUUCACCAGACAUAUGCUAAAACGUGCCUGUAUAUGUCUUUUUUUUUCUGCAAUUCUUAAAUAUUCUUAACAAAGUGAAAGGGAAAAAAAGUUAAUUUAAACAGAAAUGACAUUUUUAUUCUUUUUAGCUCAUUUUCCAGCUUUGACAGUUUUAUUUUAAACAAUAUACUUGAUAUUCUAAUCCGCUAAAGAACUAAACCUAGCUAAAGAACUAUUUUGAUGAUGUUAUACUAUACAUCGCUCACCUCUAUUUCCAUUCACUCUUAAUACUGCUUCAAAAUAGUCCUACAUAUGGUACAUAAAGGUGUACUAUGUAACUUUUUUUGGUGGUGAGUACUCUCAUCAUCUUAUCUCCAUGGUAACGUUAUUGCUUUGCCUUGAAUGUUCCGCAGUGUGACAUUUAACGUAGCUAUAACCGGCAUUUGUUUUGACAGGGCUAUUUUUAUUGCUCAGCAAACACUAGUGCGGGAUUUCCUCUCCACGGAACUUACUUCUAACUUGGACUGGUUACAUCACCUGCUUGUCUCCAUGGAGAUAUAGGUUUAAUGCUAAUAUUGUGAAACAUAACAAACCAAUAGCAAUAACAAUCUCCAUGGAGAUGAGUAGAAAACCAGAAACGUUACAUAGUGUUAAAUCACAACUUUUUACUGUCAAUAGUUUGCAAAUAAUUCAGAAUCGGUGCUUAGAAAUUCUUUGUUAUUGUCAAAAUGUGGACUCAACUUUAGAACUUUGUAUAAUGCAAUAUCCUACCAAUAGUAUUUUCAAAUUUGAGCCAUGAUAGUUUUGAUUCAUGGGCCAUGAAUGUGCAUGAACGUGCGUCAUCAUAGACUUUGUAAACUAGAAAUUCAACUUUUUUAUUGAUUCAUGUGACCACUACUUUGUAUAUUGCCUUUUACAGGUGGGUAAACUACAACUCCAUUUUAUUGUAUUGUAUCUCGUUAAAAUGAUUGUUGCCAAAUGAUGCAUUCAUAACAGUUUGUGGGAAUUAUCUGUAUUGUUUAUGUAUUACCAAU
This is a messenger RNA of Boleophthalmus pectinirostris (great blue-spotted mudskipper), 6294 nucleotides long. Its product is annotated as cyclic AMP-responsive element-binding protein 1-like. Gene Ontology annotation, molecular function: protein binding; cAMP response element binding; DNA-binding transcription factor activity, RNA polymerase II-specific. Gene Ontology annotation, cellular component: nucleus; ATF4-CREB1 transcription factor complex. The transcript is spliced from 8 exons. Bases 264 to 1235 code for a protein of 323 amino acids. The record is from RefSeq and is a predicted model, not a curated record. Lineage: Eukaryota; Metazoa; Chordata; Actinopteri; Gobiiformes; Gobiidae. Gene Ontology annotation, biological process: regulation of transcription by RNA polymerase II.